AUGUCAAAUAUAAAUUUAGAAAACCAACUACGAGAUUUUCAAUCGCAAAGGUUUCCAACGGACGAACAAACAAUUAUAAAUAAUGCUUCAGUGCUAUAUAAGCGCAAGAAGUACUUUCUUCAAGAUCUACGUUCGUCGGUGAAGUUCGUGGGGUUCAUAUUACUAGGAAUUGUUUAUUUGCGGGAUUUGUCGAUGUUGCGAUUGGGGAUCAGGGCAUUCACACAGUAUUCGAUUUCAAACCCAUAUCCCACUCCAAGUAUGAGGGUAUCAAUAUCAGAAGAAAGCAAAAAGGCAUUAACCAAGUUCCUACUUAUUGGAAUAUUUUCAGGGAAUUCAUUUUGCUUCCUCAUGCAUUUGCUAUUCGGGAGCUACCAAGGUUCAGACGCAUCAAACGGUUUCUUGCAUGGUGGAAUGACGAUUCAGUUUAUUGGAGAAAGGGUGCCAUACUCUACUUUAGAGCUAAUUUUGCUUGAUAUUGGGAUACUCUUUGUCCAAGUGGUCUACCACAGUUUGAUGUGCAUGACGGACGAUUCCAAAGUGCUCGAGAUAAAACAUCCACAUACAAAUGCAGAGAAUAGUAUUGACAGUAUCGACGACAACGAGUUAGAAGGCGAUGGAUAUAACGGAAACGUGCAACUUCUAACCAUUGACGUUCUAGGGAACAUCCGUAAAGUCAUGAUGUUCAAAGAGCGAUUUCAAAUACAGGCCUCCACGUUUUCAGAACAGGCACCUGAGCAAGCUCCGGAGCCGAUUCCACAACAGCCUAUGCCUGGAUCAUUCGUGUAA
Molecule: messenger RNA, 786 nt
Organism: Debaryomyces tyrocola
Lineage: Eukaryota; Fungi; Ascomycota; Pichiomycetes; Serinales; Debaryomycetaceae
Source: the annotation of a GenBank genome assembly